AUGCCACUCCAGGCAACUCACCUCCAAUGCCUUUGUGGCGCCAUCCAUGAACCUGCGACACUCCUGUCGUCCCAACAUCAACCAUCAGACCCAAGCACAAGUACAACAAUUCCCCUUCCGAUCCCCAAGUCCAUCUAUCGAACAACUAUCUGUCACUGCAACAUCUGCCGACAAACCACAGGUGCAGUAGGCGCAUGGUUUGUUCCCCUCAAAGGUCGACCCAGUGAGACCUCGAUGGCAAAUGUCUCGUCGUACAAUGCAACCAAAGACGUCACCAGAUAUUUCUGCAGCACAUGCGGCUGCAAUGUUUUCAUCUUUGACGGACCAACAGGCCACUGGAUCGCUUGUGCUGGCAUUGUAGAGACGGAAGACACCCAGGACAAUCAAGCCAUCGAGACAAAUCAGACACCAGAUGUUCAAAAACCUGGCAAAAAUGUUUCCAAUCUCCAGUAUCAUGAAUGGGUGGAUGAUGUCAAAGACGGCGGGUGGGCGGCUUUUCUGACUCGAUUGGACAAUGGUCGACAGGUUCCAUUUUACAAAGUCAGUCCACAUCAGUCGAAAGAGCAAUUAUCGCUCGAAGAACUACUUGCUGUACAACAGCGAGCAAGGGCAAAGACAGCCAUCUUAGCUUCAUCACGCGGAGAUCGAGAUCAGAUGACAGCCACUUGUCAUUGCGGCGGCGUCGACCUACGGAUCGAUCCCCCGACUAUCCACGAUACACACAAACACUCCCACCAGAAUGACGCUCCCACCUCUGAACCUCUACGUUACCCUGCAGCAAUCUGCUGUUGCAGAUCUUGUCGUUUGGCUUUAGGCUUUGCCCUUCAACCUUGGACAUACGUUCCUCCUGAUCGCAUUAGGACCGCCUCAGGAGACCUGGUCACCUUUGGUCCUGACACCAAGAAUAACGGCCAGAUCGAGAAGAUGAAACACUAUCAAAGCAGUGAGAAUGUCUUACGGAGUUUCUGCACCAGUUGCGGAGCAACAGUAUUCUUUCAGGAUGCCAAUAGGAUGUCUAUCAUUGAUGUCAGUGUGGGUAUCAUCAGGAGUGAUGAUGAGAAUGGAAUGGUGGAGGAGUGGUUGAAGUGGAAUCGCUCUGGUGUUAGCGCUAGAGAUGAGGUUGUUGAAGAGGAGUUGGUCAAUGCUUGGGUUACCAAAGAGUAGGAGUGAUUAUAUGCAGCAAUGCGGGAUGAUCGUUCAUUGUUCUUUAGCAACGAGUAUUGUCAUGAUGGUUGUACGGGAUCUGUGAAUGGAAACGCUUGAUGACUACCUUUGAAGUUACUGCUGUUUCUUGUAUGUGGAUAUGCAUUGUACCUGAUGUA
Messenger RNA from Exophiala mesophila, 1322 nucleotides. RefSeq lists its product as uncharacterized. The record is from RefSeq and is a predicted model, not a curated record. The transcript has a single exon. NCBI's taxonomy places the organism in Eukaryota, Fungi, Ascomycota, Eurotiomycetes, Chaetothyriales, Herpotrichiellaceae. Gene Ontology annotation, molecular function: carbon-sulfur lyase activity. Bases 1 to 1164 code for a protein of 387 amino acids.